Triplophysa dalaica is the source of this 3420-nucleotide messenger RNA. RefSeq names its product fucosyltransferase 7 (alpha (1,3) fucosyltransferase). The transcript has a single exon. The record is from RefSeq and is a predicted model, not a curated record. NCBI's taxonomy places the organism in Eukaryota, Metazoa, Chordata, Actinopteri, Cypriniformes, Nemacheilidae. Gene Ontology annotation, molecular function: alpha-(1->3)-fucosyltransferase activity. The coding region runs from base 1193 to 2230 and encodes 345 amino acids. Gene Ontology annotation, cellular component: membrane.
ACCACACACUCCAGAACACACAACCUGUUGCGAUACAGGACUUUUAAACCACUGGAAAAUGUGCACGCUUAUGCAUUUCUCGGGUCUAGCUUGUGGUUUGUGGCAAAACCUUUUUCUGGUAGUUUAAAGGACAUGAUGCUAUAAAGAAGACACUCGGAGGUGAUGAACAUCCACUUUUAAGUAGGUACGUAGUGAUAUCGAUGGGCAAUUCAAGAUGUUAAACAAUUCUAUUGCGUUGGGCAGCUGUGGCAGAAUGGUCUAUCAGAGAUAAAGGACAGUGCUAGAUAGUUGGGGAGGGGGUGUGAUUUCUUACUUAGAGGAAAUAAAAACAAUGUGAUUUUAACAGGAAGUUACUUCAAAAGCAUUUCCACAUGUCUCUUCAUCAUUAUAAAACACUUUCAUCCUUAUUUUAUCGUCAAGGGACAUAAAGCGUAAAGACACAGGUAGGAACAUGGCUUUUAUUUUUGCUUCAAUCCACUGCUGGGGGUCUUCUGUUGGUUGGAAUAAGCAUCUGCGCAGAAGCGUAGAUUAUUGUGAGCUUAAAAGGGAUAGUUGAAAUGAAAAUUCUGUCAUAAUUUACUGAGCCUUAAGUUUCAAACCUGUAUACAUUUUAAUGUUCCACUGAACACAAAAAAAGAUAUUUGGAAGAAUGUUUGUAGCUGAACAGUUCUGGGGCAUUAAAUUCCAUAGUAGGAAACGAAACUAAUAUUUUAGUCGAUGGUGCCCCAGAAUUUUUACAAAUUACAAAGUUUUCUAUGCAGAUUUGAAACAACGAUGACAGAAUUUUCAUUUUUGGGUGAACUGUCCCUUCAAUACAAGUAUUUGAUGUUGUUGUUCACAAUAGAAAUACUUUAGACUUGGACUGUUUGUACUGUUAAAAAUGUUUUAUACAGUUUCUUUGUUUCAAUAAUUAAAAUAAUGAAAUAAUAAAAACUGGAGAAUUUUCUUAGGCCUUUCUUAUAAAGAUUAUAUGUUUUCAAAAGCACUUUCAUUAAAAUUCCUUAAAGGGAUAGUUCACCUAAAAAUAAAAAGUCUUACUCUUUACUCUCACUUCACUUAUCACGUACAGGAAGAAAGAAAACGACAAUAUGUUACCUGUAACAAAAAAAUCCUAAAUACAUCAUGACACUGAAUCUACACAACAAUAAAAUGUUUGCUAAACAAACUAACCCAGUGUUGAUACAUCCACAGCAUGCUAAAGGGCCCAAUGGCAAGAUGCAAACACAGGCAUCUCCAACUCAACUUCACUCUUCUCAUGUUCUUCCUGACCAUCAGCUUAAUCUACAGUUGGUUGUUUGUUUCUUAUAAGCAAUAUCGCAAUGCCACCUCCGAGUACCUCAAUGUCAGCAUCAAGAUCCUCUUUUGGCACUGGCCAUACGGCAUCCACUACAACCUGACAGGAGAUGUAUGCCUAAAUGACUAUGGCAUCCCUAGAUGCGUUUUAUUAGACAAUCGUACACUCUUUGAGGAUGCCGACCUGGUGGUCUUUCAUCACGCUGAGCUGAGUAAGCAAAAAGUCCACCUGCCUGUUGAUCACCCUCGGCCCGCCUUUCAGAGGUGGGUUUGGCUCUCUUUGGAAGCGCCUCCAAACACCGCCAACUUGAAAGCGUACAAAAAUCUCUUUAACCUCACCAUGUCAUAUCACCCGCGAGCUGACAUCACUGUGCCCUAUGGGAAGUUGAUACCCAAGGAGAAACCAAUUCAAGACUUUGUCAUCCCAAUAAACAAGUGUCACGAAGCUUGUUGGGUGGUAAGCAACUACCAAAAAAGACACAGGAGGAGUGCCAUGUUCCAAGAGCUGAAGAAAACUCUUAAUGUUCAGGUGUAUGGACAUUUCGCCAGGAAGCCGCUAUCUAAGGAGGCCUUGCUCCCGACGAUUUCACGCUGUUAUUUCUAUCUGGCAUUUGAAAACAUAGAGUCUCCUCACUAUAUAACCGAGAAACUUUGGAAAAAUGCAUUUCAGUCAGGGACCGUGCCUGUGGUGCUAGGCCCGCCACGAAAAGAUUACGAGGCGGUCGCACCUCCUAAAUCCUUUAUUCACGUGGAUGACUUUAAUUCUACAAAGGACCUGGCUAUGUAUCUCAGAAGCCUGAUUAAAGAUCCGGAAAAGUAUAAUGUAUAUUUUACCUGGAGACAAAACUACACAGUCAAAUUAUAUACAGAUUGGAGAGAAAGACUUUGCAAUAUCUGUCCCCUAUACGGACGAUUUCCAGCUCAAAAGAUUUAUUAGGAUUUGAGAACGUGGUAGAAUAACAGGUAUUGCACAUUUGACCUGUGUUGUUUACCUUUAGGUAGAGCUGGGUAGUAACUGAUCAUUCAUAAUCUGGAUUACCAAAAAUCUGAUUCCAAAAAUCAAGAAUUUGUAAUUGAAUCCGUUACAUUUUUAAAUACUCGUUUAUUACAGUUUAUUACAGUUAUUGUUAGAGAUUACAUUACAUAGAUUACAUUACUAUUCAAUUUUUUAUGUUUUGUUUACAAGCAUUUAUGUUCGCUAUCUAUUGUUUAAGAACAGUGUUAUUCUAUAUGCAAUCUAAAAUUGAUUUGUGCUGCUGAAUUGUCCUUGCAUAUCAUUCUCAAUAUAUUAUCACAUAUUGACAUAUUUCCAUCGUUUAAUUAGGAUUUUGUUCAAGAUAACCUAAACUUGAUUUUGUUGUUAUGCGACUGUGUACCUGUCAUUUGCAAUCCAAUAUAUCUGUUUGCCAUUAGCUAUAAUAUAUGCAGGUAUUUAUGAAUCUAAAUUAUUCAAACAAAUUUUAAUGGUUUAGACUAUGAGAUUAUUGUAAAAUUGCCAUCCGAAUACCUUUUUUGCCGAUCAUUGCAUGAAUAUUACAUCCAUUUACAUUUUUUUGGUAUCUACACUUGAUAUUUAUAGGGCUGGGUUUUGCGACCAAAUUGGCUAUUUGAUUCGAUUCUUAUUUAUGUGGUUUCGACUCAAUUCGAUUCAUUUAGAUUUCGAUUAGGUAUCAGUACUUAGACUAAAUUGCUGGUUUUGCAGACAUCGAAUCUAUACUUAAAUAAAUGGUAAUUGAAACCCUUCUACUCAGCUAUAUUAGUGAAAUUAACAAAGCCCUGGACAACAAAACCAGUCUUAAGUAGCACAGGAACAUUUUCUGUAAUUGCCCAAAAUAUAGGGUAUGGGUAAAUCAUUAGGAGAUUAAGGAAAGAUCAUGUUCAAUGAAGAUAUUUUAUAAAUGUCCUACACUAAAUGUAUAAAAACUUUAUUUUUGUGAGUAGAUGGCCUGCUACAGUGCCUCUGAUUAAGAGGGGCAAUUUUCUCAAUAUUUUGCUUUAUUGCACCCUCAGAUUCCAGCUUUGUAAACAUUUGUUGUUCCGCCAGAUAGUAUCCUAUCCUAACAAACAAUAUAUCAAUAGAAAGCUUAUUUUUCAGCUUUCAGAUGAUGUAAAAAUCUCAAUUUUGAA